Ixodes scapularis (black-legged tick) is the source of this 1954-nucleotide messenger RNA. RefSeq names its product multiple myeloma tumor-associated protein 2 homolog. Lineage: Eukaryota; Metazoa; Arthropoda; Arachnida; Ixodida; Ixodidae. The transcript is spliced from 7 exons. Bases 249 to 839 code for a protein of 196 amino acids. The record is from RefSeq and is a predicted model, not a curated record.
AAGCCGAUACCAGCCACUCGUGUGGGACGCUUGCUCGGGCGCUUGCAUGACUGUGGCUGAUAUUUUUUGCUUCUGUCCGUCUCGUACAGCAUAUCUGAUAGAUAUCCGCCAUUUACUCUUCGUUUUCUGUGUAGUACGAUAACACUACAGAAGAAGAAGUAGGUGCUUAAACAGGGGUGCAACGAUGCAACGAGCUACAGUCUGCUGAGAUCUCUCGUUCAUUACGGUUCCACAAAGGUUCCGUGGCCAUGUAUCACCCCGUGCGCGGCGGUUCCAGAGGCGGCGCUGAUCAAUUCAACUGGGACGACGUCAAAGACGACAAGUAUCGAGAGAACUACCUGGGGCACUCCCUCAGGGCCCCCGUGGGCCGCUGGCAGAAGGGCAAGGACCUGACCUGGUACGCCAAGGACCCCAAGGCCCAGGGCGCGGAGGCAAGGGCCGCGGCACGGGAAAGCGAGCUGGCGGCCGCCAAGAAGGCAGAGGAAGAGGCUAUGCUGAGCGCGCUGGGGUUUUCGGUGCCAGCUAAGCCAACGCACCAGCCUUUGUCGAGGGAGGAGGUGACCGAAGCCCUUCGUCGAUCCGACAGCAAGAGGGACGAUUUUGAGACCGACCGCGUCUCCGGCGUCGGCACAAAUGCUAGAGGCGACUUCUCAUCCAGGGGCAAGCGUUCCCACGAGGGCGUCCAGUUUGUAUCCCCCGCACCUCCGCGCCCCCAAGAGGACGGGGACUCCUCCAAGAAGCGCAAGGCGGGCCAGGGGAAGGAGAAGAAAUCUAAAAAGCACAAGAAAGAAAAGCACAAGAAGAAGCAUAAACACAGAGACCGUCGAUCGCCCAGCUGAUGUGCGACAAAACCGAAACUCAAGAGGGCAAAUGGCCAAGCGAUUUCAGACUCAACAAUACACAUUCAUUUUAUGCGGGAUGCAUUUCAUCGCUAUGUGUUAUACAUGUUGUUUGUUUUUUUUUAUAUAGAACAUUUCUUUAGAAGAUGAACCUCCAGAUGAAAUGAAUCUUUUGAUUUUAAUUAAAAAGUUUGUGAAUAGCAGACAACUAAUCAACAGUGGCUUAAAUAGUCAUACUUAUAGGUUCUUCCCAAAUGCUAUGCAGUCGUAAAAGAAAAAAAAAAAUGUGCCAAUGUCCAAUUGAACUUUUCAAAAGGGUGUCUUUAGGGGGUGCAUUUAUAAUGCUAAAAAUUUGUGAGUGCAGGUUUCAGGAAAACACUUCAAUUAUAGAAAAGCAUAUCAUUCUUAUGCACAGCACAGAAAAUUGAAACAAACUAUCUGGUUUGUUUUUAUUUUUUCCGUCCUAUUGAUUUUUUUUUUUAAUGAUAAAUGCACUACCUAAAGACACUUUCCUGAAAAGUUUAGUCACACUCUGUUCAUUAGCUUAUUUAUGCUAUUCUCUUUACAUCCAUGAAGAGCGCUCUGGAACACCCUGUAAUUGCUGACACAGUUAGUGAUUUCCCUACACCCCCCUUGUGGGGGUGUACUCCCCCUCUUGUUUUUCUGAAGGCACCCCCUUAGUUUGCAACGACUCAUACCCCCCCCCCCCCCCCCCCAACUCCCCCUCUAAAAAUUUAGACCCCUCCCCCCUUCCCCUAAUAUAAAUUCCUGGGGAAACCCUUGGACACAGUGGAUAUGGUGCUGAGUCCUUACUAAUCCCUUCUUGACCUUAAACUUGGUGUGAAUUUGAUAGAUUUUGCUGGAGCAGACUGGAUUCAGAUCAGUCAUGGCGUCCAAAAUUUACCUUAAUUUUAUUUAUUGUACUGCUAGCAACAGGUUUCUCCCAAGAUUUUGGCUCGGUUCUGAAAAAUCCCGGAGAAAAGCUCACCGUAAAACCAGUGGAUGCGGAGACAAGCUCACAGAUUUUUUUUCUUCUUUUCAUACGAGGCUGUCACAUCAUGUGUAACAUACAUCAAUUUAUUAUCAUUAAAAUUUGUCAGUUUUGUAAAAAAAAA